UCUUCAGGACAUGUUUGUGGUGUUUCUCCCCCUCCCCCUCUUGUUUUGUUUCCUCCUCAGGUUGGGUGUACAGGCUGGAGCCACUUGCCCAAAUUGGUUCAUGAAUCAAGGAGCCAAUCAAGAUUAAAGACAACCGCCAUAUAAGGUGUUCAGCUGAGGCCAGCUGGAGGGGCUUAAGGUUCGUCUAGCUCGCCUUCAGUUGGAAGCACAAGAGAGGGAGCUAGUACGCAAGGCUGAGUUUGAUUACAAACUGGAAGUUCGUAAAUUGGAAAUUGAGGCUGAGAAGGAAAUCAGAUUAAAACAGCUCGAGAUGGAAGCUAUGAAGCUUUCACAGAGCAGAUCAGCUGAUCCUACGCCGGGUUUGCCUGUUAAGAGCAAGUUUGACGUCAGCAAAAACAUUGCUCUAGUGCCGCCUUUUAGGGAAUCAGAGGUGGAUUCCUACUUCAAUGCUUUUGAAAGGAUUGCAGUAGCAUUAGAAUGGCCAAAGGAGAUGUGGGCCGUGCUACUACAGUGCAAGCUCAUGGGAAAAGCACAGGAGGUUGUCUCAUGUCUAUCUACAGAGGAUGGCAUGAAUUAUGAGGUACUGAAAAAGUCCAUAUUGCGUGCUUAUGAGCUUGUGCCGGAGGCCUACAGGCAAAAAUUUAGGAAUCACAAGCGAUCUAAUGGUCAGUCGUAUAUGGAGUUUGCACGGGAGAAAGGAAUGCUUUUUGAUAAAUGGUGUGUUGCUAGUGAAGUAAAGGAAAACUUUGAAUCUCUUCGCCAGUUGAUUCUGCUAGAAGACUUCAAGAAUACAUUACCUGAUAAAAUGGUAGUUUUCUUGAAUGAGCAAAAAGUGUCUUCACUAGCAAAUGCAGCCAUUCUGGCAGAUGAGUUUAUGUUGACACACAAAAAUGUAUUUCUUUCUGCACCUCGCUCAGAUAAAAUUUUGGCCACCCGUCUGCAAAAACCUGAACCUGUUCAGACAGAAGCCCAGGCUAGAAGGCCAAUUCCUCCACGGGAGGUUCGGGAGUGCUUCUUUUGUCAUAAAAAAGGUCAUGUCAUUGCUGACUGCCUUUCCUUGAAAAACAAGGCUUUGUCAUCGCAACCAAAAGGUGUUGGUUUGCUUAAAAAUGUGUCACCCCCUUUCAACCAAAAAAAUAAUGAGAACAAUCUAGAUCCCUGUUUUAAACCUUUUGUUACUCAAGGAUUUGUUUCCUUAACAGGAGACCCCAAAGAUGAGCUAACAGUAAAAAUACUGAGGGACACAGGUGGUUCCCAGACCAUUAUUCGGGAGGGUAUUUUGCCUUUGUCUGGUAAGUCAUCUUGUCAGUCCAGUGUUGUUGUCCAAGGUAUUGGAAUGAAUGUUGUGUCGACACCCUUGCAUAAUAUUCACAUUAGCUCACCUUUUGUGAGUGGUUUUUUCAGAGUCGCUGUUCUUCCCGUCUUGCCCAUAAGGGGGAUUGAUCUCAUCUUAGGAAAUGACUUGGCUGGCGGUAAGGUGUUACCUGUGCCUGAGGUUUUGGAUACACCUGAUACAAGCUCAGAGAGUGAACACCCAAUGGCUCCAGACAUUUUUCCUGCUUGUGUACUAACAAGAGCCCAGACAAAAAAAUAUGGUCUUGACUUGUCUGACUCUUUCCUUGCCAUGGAUCAACCUUCUGAAGCCGUAAGAUCUGAGAGUGGCCGUAGAUCUGAAAGUGUAUUUUCUCUUCCAGAUCUAGACCUGGCAGACUUACCAGUUUCGAGAGAGGAACUUAUCGCCGCACAGAAACGGGAUAAAACUCUGAUGAAAUGUUUUUCUGCUGUUCUUACACAGGAAGAAGCCAGAGGGAAAAAGGUAGCAUUUGUGGUUGACCAAGGUCUUCUGUUGCGUCGCUGGGCUGGUGACAACUCGGAAGACUGGAAUGUCACACAUCAAGUAGUUUUGCCAACGGAGUGUCGCAGGCAGGUACUAGCUUUAGCACACGAUCAUCCAUUGUCGGGGCAUUUAGGCAUAAAUAAAACUUAUAAAAAGGUUCUCAGGCACUUCUUCUGGCCAGGGCUCAAGUCUGCUGUUUCACAGUAUUGUCGUACCUGCCGGGUUUGCCAAGUUGCUGGCAAACCAAACCAAGUUAUUCCCCCUGCUCCUUUGUCACCGAUUCCAGUAAUGGGUGAACCAUUUGAACGGGUAAUAGUUGACUGUGUAGGGCCUUUGCCAAAGACAAAAAGUGGAAACCAGUUUAUAUUAACAAUGAUGUGUGCUUCCACCAGAUUUCCUGAGGCCGUGCCCCUCCGGAAGAUCACAGCUCUUGUUGUUACAAAAGCACUGGUAAAAUUCUUCUCAGUAUUUGGUCUUCCCAAGGUUGUCCAAACUGACCAAGGCACCAACUUUAAAUCGAGGACCUUUGCCCAAGCAUUAAAAGAGUUGGGUAUAGAGCAUGUUACAUCAAGUGCUUACCAUCCUGAAAGUCAGGGUGCCCUUGAAAGAUUUCACCAGACCUUAAAAGCAAUGCUUCGCAAAUACUGUAUGGACACAGUGAGGGACUGGGAUGAAGGCAUCCCACUUCUGUUGUUUGCUGCACGUGAGGCAGAGCAGGAAAGUUUAGGUUUUAGUCCUGCUGAGCUUGUGUUUGGACAUGAGGUUAGGGGUCCUUUAAAAAUUCUCAAGGACAAGUUGGUCUCAACCUCUAACCCUGUAAAGAGUAUCCCAGAGUAUGUUGCAAGAAUGAGAGAGCGCCUGCAGGCAGCUCGCUCUCUAGCUCAACGUUCUUUAACCUCAAAACAGGUUAAAAUGAAAAAACAUUAUGACCGGAAAGCAGUGGUUCGUGAAUUUAAACCUGGUUGGGUGUACAGGCUGGAGCCACUUGCCCAAAUUGGUUCAUGA
Molecule: messenger RNA, 2842 nt
Organism: Fundulus heteroclitus (mummichog)
Lineage: Eukaryota; Metazoa; Chordata; Actinopteri; Cyprinodontiformes; Fundulidae
Exons: 3
Coding region: 311-2842 (843 amino acids)
Biological process (GO): DNA integration; proteolysis
Molecular function (GO): aspartic-type endopeptidase activity; nucleic acid binding
Source: RefSeq, a predicted model, not a curated record